AUGGCAAACCCUAACCGUGAGGGAGAGUUCCUGCUCGUCGUCCUACGGAGACCCCUUUCCGGCAGUUGCAAACAAAAGAUUGUAGAGAGCUUUCCCUCACUCAAGGUUAAACACCACAUUAUAGGGGAGGGGGAGUGCGACGAUUCCGUCACUCAAGCUGUCACCAGAGCCGUACUACACAGAGUCACAAUAUUGAUGACCGACCAGUAUCUUCCAAACCCAGAUGAUGUAGCACGCCUGCAUUUGGUCCAUGUCGCCCGGUCAGGAGUCGGUGAUCUCAUCGAUCAUCCCCUGCUGCACCGCGGUUCAGUCACGAUAACAACUAGCUCAGGCAUCCACGGGCCUCCCAUCGCUGAGUGGGUCGCCAUGACAUGGUUAGUAAUCUCAAGGAAAUUCCUCCAGCAGAAGGAAGACCAAAUGCGCCAUCGCUGGAGUCAGGAAAGUGCCAGGGGAUGCUUUGACCAUGUCAACAAGCGAGUUGGCAUUAUCGGGUACGGAGGAGUUGGUAGACAGGUCGCUCGCGUCGCCAGUGCGCUUGGUAUGGACGUUUGCGUUUUGACAGCCUCAGCCCGCCCUAACCCUGCUUCGCGACAGCAUCGGGGGUACUGCAUUCCUGGUACCGGGGAUCCGGAUGGCACGAUUCCAAGCACAUGGCACCACGGAGCCGGUAAAAUUGCGUUGCAUGGUUUCCUCUCCCUUGGUCUGCACCAUCUUGUUAUAUCUGUGCCCCUGACGGAGAGAACACACGCUCUUAUCGGAGAAGAAGAGCUGACUCUCCUCUCGCGCCAUGCACCACCGGGCCCGAAACCAUAUAUUACCAACAUUUCACGUGGCCAGAUUAUUGACCAGGAGGCAAUGGUUCACGCCCUGGAGUCGGGUCAGAUAUCUGGAGCGUCUCUAGAUGUCGUGUAUCCCGAGCCGUUGCCAUCCGACCACAAGUUAUGGGAGCUGCCGAAUGUUUAUAUCAGUCCCCAUGCUAGCUCGUACGGAGUAGAAUAUUUACAGAGGACCACGGAUGUUUUGCAUGAAAAUAUUGUUCGAUUAUCACACGGUGAGUUGUUAAUUAACGUGUUUGAUCGGGAUAAAGGGUAUUAG
Aspergillus pseudonomiae is the source of this 1095-nucleotide messenger RNA. RefSeq lists its product as uncharacterized. Lineage: Eukaryota; Fungi; Ascomycota; Eurotiomycetes; Eurotiales; Aspergillaceae. Bases 1 to 1095 code for a protein of 364 amino acids. The transcript is spliced from 4 exons. Gene Ontology annotation, molecular function: NAD binding. The record is from RefSeq and is a predicted model, not a curated record.